Fragaria vesca subsp. vesca is the source of this 732-nucleotide messenger RNA. RefSeq lists its product as uncharacterized. The coding region runs from base 1 to 645 and encodes 214 amino acids. NCBI's taxonomy places the organism in Eukaryota, Viridiplantae, Streptophyta, Magnoliopsida, Rosales, Rosaceae. The record is from RefSeq and is a predicted model, not a curated record. The transcript has 3 exons.
AUGGGUAAACGACGUCGCAUCAAGAAGCUCUGUGCUGAACUUGAUGUAGCCGAGGACAAGUUUGGAGAGAAAGAGCCGAUCAGUGAGGAAAUUGAAGAGGGAAGUCAAGAGGCUGAUGAAGAGGUUGGAUCGAAAAGGAAAGAGGGAUCGGCGUUCCAGUUCCAAAACUUGUAUUUCCACAAGUUUCUCCAAAACAGGGAGGACAUCACCGCCUUUCCAGUGCUUGCUGUUCAGAACCUCCGUCGGCUUCAGAAUGUCACUUAUAAGGAGAGGGAGCGCAAAUGGACACAGGCAUACAAAAGUUGGGUACAGGACCACUACCCCGAGGGGGGAAUUGAUUUGGAAACAACCUGUAGUGAGGAGAUUUAUGCUUGGAGGGCCUUCAACUAUAGGUUCUACCGAGAUGACCCAGUAGAUGAGGCUGACCUUGUCAGGACCCUCAUCUCCCACUUCAACGAAUGCAGGGCCAAAGAUAUUCCUGCCUCAGCUACAUUUGACCUCAAGCAGGUCGGGGAGGUGGUUUUCAGCUUGUUUCCAGAUAUCUACACCGAUCUCUUCGACUUCCUGUACGAGUGUAAUGUCUAUCUUGAUUUCUCUGCCUGCCGGACUUACUACAGGGAUCCUGUUGUUGUUGUUGCUGAUUAAGACUGCAACAGUGGGCAUAACAGUGGGGCUUGUUUGAGGUUGAUUCUAAUGGAGGAGACACUUGACUUAGAGAAGAGGAAAUAGCUG